CCAACAAAAGAAUGAAUUCCUCCACACAUUUAUCCUUAUUGUUCACCAUUUUAUUGAUCUUUAUUCCUCAUGUCAUUUCACAAACAUCAACUCCAAAAUUGUAUGAAGUUGUAUGCAAAAAUGCUUCCAAUGACGACCUCGAACAACGUUGCUUGAAUCUCUUUGAAGACAACCAUGAAAUAACUUUAGCCAAAGACGAUCUUACCCUUUGCAAAUUAUUCUUAAACAUGGCAAUACACAAGUCAUCAAAAGCCAAAAAUUACCUCAAAAGUUUGAUUAACAAAUAUCCUUCUUCUAAAGUCAUUAAAAAAUGUGUAACCGAUUAUUACGAUGACUUGGUUUUCUCGUUGAAAAGUUCGUUGAGUGAGUUAGUUAAAAAUCCACUCCUUGCAAACUAUGAUGCCGUAAUUGCUGGCGACGGACCCAAGAAUUGUGAAAGUGACUUAGGUAGGGAAAAGAUAGUUAACAGUUCUUCUAUUUCUACAAUUAAUAAUGAGAUGCAAUUUCUUAGUUAUGUUGCAUAUCUAGCCACAGCCAAUCUUUAGAAAUGAA
This is a messenger RNA of Cicer arietinum (chickpea), 552 nucleotides long. NCBI's taxonomy places the organism in Eukaryota, Viridiplantae, Streptophyta, Magnoliopsida, Fabales, Fabaceae. The record is from RefSeq and is a predicted model, not a curated record.